Molecule: messenger RNA, 717 nt
Organism: Pygoscelis adeliae (Adelie penguin)
Lineage: Eukaryota; Metazoa; Chordata; Aves; Sphenisciformes; Spheniscidae
Gene: CD244
Product: CD244 molecule, natural killer cell receptor 2B4
Exons: 4
Coding region: 1-717 (238 amino acids)
Biological process (GO): T cell activation
Cellular component (GO): external side of plasma membrane
Source: RefSeq, a predicted model, not a curated record
AUGGCGGCAGGGCUUACAAUGGUGCUCCUUUUCCUCUUCUUCAUCACGCAAGCCCGGGCGCCACACAAUCCAUCAUCGAAGGUGGUCGGGGUUGUUCAUGGGGUGGCGUAUCUCAGUCCCAGACUGCAAAACCAGACCUACCACCAAAUCCACUGGCGACGCAACAACUCUGUGAAGAUCGCCAGCCGGGACAGCAGUGCGAAGGUCCAGUACCCCAACAGCACCUACAAGGGACGCCUGGAACUCUUCCCCAACAACACCCUAAAAAUCAGCUCCCUGCAGAAAACUGACAGCAGCAUGUACCAGGUGUACCUGGAGGAUGAGCUGGGCAAGGAGCACAUUGAAAACAUCCUCCUGGCAGUGUACGAUCUGGUCCCGAAGCCCACUGUGAAUGCCAAAGUGAUCAGGGAUGACCCGACAUGGUGCAAAGCCACCCUGCAGUGCUCGGUGGGGCUCGAAGGGGUGACCUAUGAGUGGAUCGCCCCCAGCAAGCUCCCGCUGGAGGGCGCGGGUGCCUCUGAGCAGCAUGUCUCCUUCAACCCCUUAAUAGAAACCUACAUCUGCAAAGUCAGCAACCCUGUCUCCUCCAACAAUGCCUCGUUGACCUUCAGGUACCCCUGCUCCUGGACAGGUGAGUUCUCCGCUGCUGCAUCCUGCACCACCACCAGCAUGCUGGUGGCCCUGGGGCACCUCGUCCUCCUCCUCACUCUGGCUUAA